Molecule: messenger RNA, 669 nt
Organism: Cylicocyclus nassatus
Lineage: Eukaryota; Metazoa; Nematoda; Chromadorea; Rhabditida; Strongylidae
Source: the annotation of a GenBank genome assembly
AUGAAAGUUUUAGAAAGAAGAAUUAAAGAACAUAUUUACCACGCAAACAAAAACGAUGUCCGUGAUUAUUUUUAUGUUCAUUUCCAGCUAUUAGAAACCGAUGAAAGUGAAAAAAGAAGUGCGGGCGCUGUUAACCGUAAACAUUUCAAAGGGCUUGCGAUCUUUUCUAGUGAACCACGUAUCUGGCCAGGAGCGGUUGUUCCAUACGAACUCGUACCAUAUCUGAAUGAUACUCAACGAGGACACGUACGAUAUGCGAUAAAUGCGUUUCAAAAAAAUACAUGCAUAAAAUUCCGGAAGCGAACAGAACGUGAUAUGUAUUACUUGUUGAUUACUGCAAUACCCAAGAAGUGGUGUUAUAGCGUCAUCGGUCGGGAUAUUUCUUCUCAUCCGACAAAUGAGGGCAAGUUCAUUAGUGAUUUGAAUAUGGAUCCUGAUUGCUUUAACAGGCCAGCUAUGAUUCAUGAACUGAUGCAUAGCAUCGGCUUUUACCACGAACAUCAAAGAGAGGAUCGCGAUCCACUCGUUACCGCAGGCCCUCCUGAAUUUCCAGAUCCCGCACGCGAUUAUGCUAAUCGGGGAAUGACUAUCUCGAGAACUCAGGCACAAUACAUGGGUGGAGGUCUGGUAGCCCCAACAGAAGAUAUUUGGCAAGGAAUAAUGCUAUAA